Messenger RNA from Aphanomyces invadans, 1512 nucleotides. Its product is annotated as CAMK/CAMKL/AMPK protein kinase. The record is from RefSeq and is a predicted model, not a curated record. Lineage: Eukaryota; Oomycota; Saprolegniomycetes; Saprolegniales; Verrucalvaceae. Gene Ontology annotation, molecular function: ATP binding; protein kinase activity. Gene Ontology annotation, biological process: protein phosphorylation; signal transduction. The transcript has 7 exons. The coding region runs from base 37 to 1470 and encodes 477 amino acids.
CUUCGACAGAUUUGGAUAACGGCCAAGCCCGACGCGAUGGUGAAGAAGGUCGGCAAGUACGAGAUCGGCAAGACGCUGGGCGAAGGGACCUUUGGCAAGGUCAAGUAUGCCGUCAACACAGAGACCGACGAGCGCGUGGCCAUCAAAGUCCUGGACAAGGACAAGAUCCAAAAACAAAACAUGGGUGCGCAGAUCAAGAAAGAGAUCUCAAUCAUGAAGAUGGUGCGCAAUCGCCACGUCGUUGUACUGAAAGAAGUGCUCGCGAGUCGCACCAAGAUUUUUAUCGUGCUUGAACUGAUCACGGGCGGCGAACUCUUCGACAAAAUCGUGAGCGAAGGACGCUUCAAUGAAGAAACGGCGCGCUUCUACUUUCGCCAGCUUGUCAAUGGCGUAGAGUACUGUCAUUCCCAAGGAGUGUGCCAUCGCGACUUGAAACCUGAAAACUUGCUCUUGGACGAGAAUGGCGACCUGAAGAUUUCAGAUUUUGGGCUCAGCGCGCUCUACGAAGGUGGUGGACCGGAUGGCGCUGACGGAUCCCGUGCGAGUUUACUGCACACAACGUGCGGCACCCCCAACUACGUCGCCCCCGAGGUGCUCGCCGACAAGGGCUACGACGGUCGCGCCGCCGAUGUCUGGUCCAUCGGCGUCAUUCUCUACGUGCUCCUCGCCGGCUUUCUCCCGUUCGACGAACCCACCAUGUCGGCACUGUUUCGAAAAAUCCAAAAGGCCGAGUUUUCGUACCCGUCGUGGUUUACGCCUCGCGUCAAGACCCUGCUCAACAAGAUCCUGGUCCCCGAUCCGGAAACUCGAGCCGCCUUGGCCGACAUCCAGCAGGAUGAAUGGUACCUCGACGACACGAACAAGCUCGAGUCGGCGCCAAUCCGUGGCAACCCGUUGCCCCCAAUGGUGGUCGGUUCGUCCGGUGACGGCGACGAAGAUGACGACGACGUUGCGUCCGCGCCGUUGAAAACCAAGACGACGUUGGAAAAGUUUAAGCUCAAGCCGAGCCAAGCCGACUUGGACGCGGCGAUUCAAGAACAUAUUGGGGACCUGGAAAUCACCAAGUCGAAAGCCAAGGAGACCGGGCCCAAAGUCAUGAACGCAUUCGACCUGAUCAACAUGUGCGGCGGGAUGGCGCUCAACCGCAUGUUCCAAUCCGUGGACGACAAGCGCGUGAAGCGAAGCAGUCAGUUCACGUCGUCGUUGAGUGCGUCGACGAUCCUGUCGACUGUGUCUGAGCACAUGAAGGCGAUUCCAGGAUGCGACGUGACCGCCGACACGUCCAAUUUUAAGCUCAAGGCGACGCUGACGACGCCCAAGGGCGCCGUGGGGUGCACCGUGCAGAUUUAUGUUCUGGCGGAAUCCCUCCACCUCGUCGAGAUCCGCCGGGGCAAGGGCGACAUUUUUGAGUACCACAAAUUCCACACGGCGCUCACAGAGCGCAUGGCCGACUUGAUCAAUCCAAACUAGUCGGCAUCGCAUCCCGUUGAAUAUACUCCACGAUCUCGUCCG